GGCCGGGACCCUAGGGUGUCUGGGCUGCUGGGUCAAUGUGGGGAGGGGCGGGGGACUCGCGAAGCGCUGCGAUCCGGUCGGCUGCUAGCAGCCCGGAUCCCCAGCCUGGCUCCCGGUCCAGCCCCACUCAGAGGGGAGGCUGGCGAGGCCUCCCUACCUCAACCUGCAGUCUCGCUUGGAAGUCGGGUGACUGGACGUGGGGAUGGUGGUGGGACCCCUUGAUUGCAGCGGCCUCGGCGCCCUUGUUCCUGCGGUCUUGAGGGUCUGGACCGCUGGAGAAAGGGAGGAGAAACGUUAGGACGGUCCCUUUCGCCAGACGUGCUCCUCUGGGAUAGGCUCACACUCUAGGUGUUGUGUCCACGUUGGGGGAAGGACCUUUCAGAAAAAAGGAACAAAGUCGGCCCUGGGGUGUGAACGACUGAGGUUUUUGCUUGUUUUUGUUUUUGGUCGAAAUGUACUCUGAGGAAAGUAGGACGGACACUUCUCUGCCACCUGCGUGAAAACUUCUUGACGUAUGGAUGGGUUAAACAGUUAACUGUACUUUGCUUUGCAGAGCCCUUUUUACUGUAAAGGAGAAGAGAUCCGUUAAAAGUGUCAUAAUGUUUUUAGGCACAAGGGACUCAGUAAAAGUGGUACCUCCCCUCUUCAUACACAGGAAGAUCUCCAUUCAGCAAAUGUUUUAUGAGUACUUGCUUUUUGCCAACAUUGUUCUAAGUGCAGGGAACAGAGCCAACAGCUAAGAAAAGAGGAUCUUUGCUUGCAGGGAGCUUAUGUUCUGGUUGUCAAAUAAAUGUAAUUUCCUUUUAUGUUUUUUUUUUUACUGGAAUGUAACAUAUGUACCAUAAAAUACUCUACACCAAUCCUAAGUUGUAACUUGCUGAUUAUGGUAAAGAAAAUGCAUCUUUUAGCCACCACUCGGAUCAAGAAGCAGAACAGUCACAGCUUCUUCUGAGAAGACCUCCCUGGAAGACCUCUCCCAAUCACCAUCCUCUCUUUUCUCUGUAAAGGCUACUUCAUAGACAUAAAGAUCAAUAUUUAACUGGAAAGGAAGCAUCACUUAAAAUUCUCUCAAACUCCUAAUUCCAGGGAAUUGAUAACAUUUCUCUGAUGAAGAAAAGAAGUGCUACUGACUGCGUGUUAAAAGUAUUCUGGCACUGGUCCUGUUUUUUCCCCUCCCUAGAUUUGAAGAAAAAUUAUGGAGAAAUGGCACUUGAUGACAAUUGUGGUCUUAAUAGGACUAACAGUACGGUGGACAGUUUCUCUUAAUUCUUAUUCAGGUGCUGGAAAACCCCCUAUGUUUGGUGAUUAUGAAGCUCAGAGACACUGGCAAGAAAUUACUUUUAAUUUACCCAUCAAACAAUGGUAUUUUAACAGUAGUGAUAACAAUUUACAAUAUUGGGGAUUGGAUUAUCCACCUCUUACAGCCUAUCAUAGUCUUUUAUGUGCAUAUGUGGCAAAGUUUAUAAAUCCAGACUGGAUUGCUCUCCAUACAUCACGUGGAUAUGAAAGUCAGGCACAUAAGCUCUUUAUGCGUGCCACAGUGUUAAUUGCUGACUUGCUGAUUUAUAUACCAGCAGUAGUUUUAUACUGUUGUUGUUUAAAAGAAAUCUCAACUAAGAAAAAGGUUGCUAAUGCAUUAUGCAUAUUGCUGUAUCCAGGCCUUAUUCUUAUCGACUAUGGACAUUUUCAGAACAUAUAUAAUUCUGUGAGUCUUGGCUUUGCUUUGUGGGGUGUUCUUGGAGUAUCUUGUGACUGGGACCUGCUAGGCUCGUUGGCAUUUUGCUUAGCUAUAAAUUAUAAACAGAUGGAACUUUACCACUCUUUGCCAUUUUUUUGCUUUUUACUCGGCAAGUGUUUUAAAAAAGGCCUGAAAGGAAAGGGGUUUGUAUUGUUAAUUAAGCUAGCUUGUACAGUUGUAGCUUCCUUCAUUCUCUGCUGGCUGCCAUUCUGUACAGAAAGGGAGCAAACACUGCAAGUUCUAAGAAGACUCUUCCCAGUUGAUCGUGGAUUGUUUGAGGAUAAAGUAGCCAAUAUUUGGAGCAGCUUCAGUAUCUUUCUGAAGAUCAAGGAAAUUUUGCCACACCACUUCCAGAUAAUAAUCAGCUUUUGUUUUACAUUUUUGAGCCUGCUUCCUGCAUGUGUAAAAUUAACACUUCAGCCCUCUUCCAAAGGAUUCAGAUUUACUCUGGUUAGCUGUGCACUAUCAUUCUUUUUAUUUUCUUUCCAAGUACAUGAAAAGUCCAUUCUCUUGGUAUCAUUACCAGUCUGCUUAGUUUUAAGUGAAAUUCCUUUUAUGUCUACCUGGUUUUUACUUGUGUCAACAUUUAGUAUGCUACCUCUUCUACUGAAGGAUGAACUCCUAAUGCCCUUAGUUGUGACAACGAUCGCAUUUUUUAUAGCUUGUGCAACUUCCUUUUCAAUAUUUGAAAAGACUUCUGAAGAAGAACUUCAGUUGAAAUCCUUUUCCCUUUCUGUUAGGAAAUAUCUUCCAUGUUUUACAUUUCUUUCCAGAAUUAUACAAUAUUUGUUUCUUAUCUCAGUCAUCACUAUGGUACUUCUGACACUGAUAACUGUCACACUGGAUCCUCCUCAGAAAUUACCGGACUUAUUUUCUGUAUUGGUUUGUUUUGUAUCCUGCUUACAUUUCCUGUUCUUCUUAGUCUACUUUAACAUUAUAAUCAUGUGGGAUUCCAAAAGUGGAAGAAACCAGAAGAAAAUCAACUAGGUACAUCUGCAAACACGUGAAAAUAUUAACAGUGCUUAAACGGUUUUUGAACUUUUUGCUGUGUAUAAAUAAAAUUAUCAUUUUGAGGAUCAUGGAAUUACAGGAAAAAGAUGGUGAAAAGUCAUUGUUGUCUAUACAAAAUAAAUCUAUAUGGGAUCCAAGCCCAGUGGAGGCUUUUAUUUUCUAACUAUUGAGUGGCCAAGACAUACUGUAGUUUUAUAAUACUCAGUUAUCCAAGUGGGAAAAUAAGAGAAAAUGCCCUUAAUCCCAGUAUUUACUCAGGAAAUAUACAAGUUGUUGUCUUAAAGAAAAUCUGCAAAUCCAGUGAACUUACUGGGAGAAUUUAACCCUUCUUUUUAAAGGAAAUUACUAAUUUUGGUAUUUAAAUUUCAUUUUCCUUCCUUGGAAUACAAGUAAUGUGUAUUCAUUCUUUAGAUAUCUAUCUCAGGGUUUAAAUUUGUGACAAUCUUUUAAAUGACUGUAGGAAGGCAAUUUAAACUGCUUGAAGUUUGAACAUGCCUCAUUACAUGGUACAAAUUUGAAUUUCUUUUUAACAGGCAGAGAGGUUAAACCAUGUUAUUUUUUCCAAAAUGCCGAUUUACUUAAAUGCAAUUUAACAGUGAAUUUUCUUGAAUUUAAAUCUAAGUGGUUUGAGUGAUGUCUUUUUAAUUACUCAUGAUCACUAGUUCUAAACUUCCAGGAUCAUUCUAAGUUAAAUGGUCUUAUGCAGGAUUUCAUCCUUCUGAUCUUUUUAUUGUUGUUGUUGUGAUGUGGUUCAGGAUAACCACUUCCAUAGCAUUGAUUCAUAUCAUGUUUCAUAUUGACUUGGCUCUGUUAAUAAUGUAUCAUUCUAUAUUAGGAGAAGCUCAUCUUUACUAUCAUAUUCAAUUGGUAAAAAUGUAUCAUAUCGAUGUUAUAGUUUCUUAUGCAAAGAUGUGUUGUCUAGAUGUGUUGUCUUUACUCUGUGAUAAGAAUAAAACAAUUAUUUUCACAUCAA
Messenger RNA from Panthera uncia (snow leopard), 3722 nucleotides. It is a transcript of the gene ALG6, whose product is annotated as ALG6 alpha-1,3-glucosyltransferase. The transcript has 15 exons. Gene Ontology annotation, molecular function: dolichyl pyrophosphate Man9GlcNAc2 alpha-1,3-glucosyltransferase activity. NCBI's taxonomy places the organism in Eukaryota, Metazoa, Chordata, Mammalia, Carnivora, Felidae. Gene Ontology annotation, biological process: protein N-linked glycosylation. Bases 1196 to 2725 code for a protein of 509 amino acids. Gene Ontology annotation, cellular component: endoplasmic reticulum membrane. The record is from RefSeq and is a predicted model, not a curated record.